AAGGCAUUUUAAAUCGUCAAGUUACUAAUUGGGCAGGACAAUUAAGUAACAACAGUUGCUUGCUUUACUGUGGUUGCCAAGGUUAUAGUUAUGCAUACUUUAAAUCAUCUGAAUGCUGGUGUGGUGAUAAUAUAGAAAUAUGUCAUCAAUGCUCUCAGGAUGUACUUGAGAAGAAGAAUGCAGAAGAUUAUAGUAGCUCAUUUUCAAGUUUUGUUCCAUCUAAUGUUGAUUUUUAUGAUUUUUUGUAUUUGGCUUCUAAUAAUCUGCCAACCACUGUUUCAAACACAAUUGUUAUAAAUAGAAGAGCUACAUUUACAAAUGCUGGCUAUUUUUUAUUUCCUUACCCAGGAAGCUAUUUUGUAUCUACUUUAAUGAAUGGACCAGAAUGUUCCAGUGAAGAGCAUAACAUUACUGUUACAGCAGUUGCAAAUGUUACUUUAUUUCUACCUCAACAAAUUGCUUACAAUGCUACAUCAUUAGAUGUUGAUAUUAUUAUUAGUGGAACUGACAUCUUACAUCUUAAUGUUUCUGUGUUUUCUGUCUCUGGAGAGAAAAGCUCUGUUCUUUUUUCAAAAAUUUUUCCUAAUGCAUCAGGAUCAAUAUAUUUACCUGUUGGAGGAGUGAUGGAGACAGAUAUGUUUAAGGUUUAUGAAACAGGUCCUGCUGGACCUUAUCUUUCUGUAAAUUUGGAUCAUCAAGUUUUUGAAGAUGGAGAAAUAAUAUCUUUUGAAGGUCAUGUAGUUGCCUUAGGAAAGAUAACAUUUGUUGUUUUAGAACUUUUUUGCAUUGAUCCAAAUCUUGUUGUUGAUUAUUCGACAAAAUCCUGCAUUAUUAAUGGAAAUCAAAAUCCUUAUUUUUAUAAUAGUUCUAGUAUAAAAAAAGAUCUUUCUGGUGGAUUUAUGGAGUUUUCAUUUUUGGGUUAUCCCACAACUUUAAAUACAGAUCUAAGAGUUUUAUUUGUUUAUUCAGUUAAUGCAACUGUGUAUGGAAAUCAAGUAUUUCAACUACCAAAAAAUAUGACUUUUAAUGUAUCAGCUGGACAGGUUAUAGGCUGGUUAUCACCUGAAAAAACAUCUGGAGUGCUUGGGAGAUAUGAUCAAAUCGACCAAACACGUUAUCCUACUGUUUAUUUUAAAAGUAUUAUUAAUGUCGCUGUUGGAGAUACUAUUAGUAAAGCACUUGUUUCAUCAUCUGAGCUUUAUGAGCAUAUGUUGCAGAUGCACAUUGAAGUAAAAGCAAGAUACAGAGUUUUAAUUGAAUCAAAUUUUUCAAAUGGUGGUGAUAUAGUAUCUUAUGCUUCAGUGAUAGCAAAUAAUGGAUAUGAAGCUCUAGCGCGUAAUGACUCUUAUGUUGUUUUUCCUAUUACUGGCUUUAAUGUGACAUCUAAAACUUUCUUACUUAAAGAUGAGGUUUUUAAUCUGUCAUUUAUAUUUGCAACUGGAAAAAAAGGAGCAAAAAUUUGCAUUGAUUGGGGAGAAGAAUACAACCAAACGGAAAUGAAUUGCGAUGAAACAACUGAAUUAGAUGUCACAAAUCAUUCUUAUAGUAUAGGGGGUAUUUACAAUAUUCAACUUCUUGCUUAUUCACAGUAUUUUUUUCAAGAAACUUCAUUGGAUGUUUUCGUUUAUUGUAAUUGUGAUCAGAAACUUAUAAACAUAAAUGCAAGUUCAGAUGAAGAUGUUUAUUUACUAUCAAAUGUUGUUUUAAGUCUUCAACCAAUAGUUAUUAAUAUUUAUUUUUCUGGAUGUGGAGUAGGUUAUUUAAACUACACAAUAACUGCAGUCCAAUAUAACGUUCCUGAUAAUGUUAUUGAAGGUUCACUGUUAGUAUUUCUUGGUGAUGACUCUUUAUUUACUAUUGAAAUACCAGGUUUCUCUGUUUAUGCUAAUAUAACUGCUGUAGUUUUCUUAGAUAAUCUUAUUCAAAGAAACCAAUCUAUUUUAUACUUGGAAAGUAUUGUUCCACUAUCGUGUUUACCAAUAAAUGACUUUGUUUUGGAGACAAAUCAAUCUAUGGAAAUAUUAGUAAAAACAGAAGGUACACAGGAUAAUUGUACUAUUUAUUGGGGAAAUUCAUCUAUUAGUUUUCAUAAGAGAAAUAGUUUGUCUGAUAUUACCCCAAUUUCUGUUAAUGUAAAUUAUAGUGUUGCAAAGACAUACACUGUUAAUAUAUUAUGUCAAAAUAAACUUAGUCAAUGUAACAGCAGUUUUCAAGCUUUUAUACAAGAUCCACCAAAUGUUACAGUAUUGUCACCUGAUGUUUUAUUUCCCUCAGAAUCUAAAGCAUUUUUCAUAGUUUAUAUUGGAACUAAUCUUACUAUAAAAGCCAUAUGGUAUUUAGCUGAUGGCAGCAUUAUGGAAACUCAACCAGCUGUUGGAAUAAAUCCUAAUACGCCAAGAAAUUUAAGUUUUCCUUACCAAUUUAAAAAUGUGAUGGGAGUAUCCAGUGUAAGUAACUUAACAUUAGGUGCUCACAAAGUUUGUUUGAAUGUUCAUAAUGAGAUCAUGAAUUCAUUUUAUUGUUCUAAUCACCGUGUGUUGGAAAACGUUCAAGCUCCGCUAAUACAAGUAGUUAAUUUAGAUAAUAAUGUUACUAAUUAUUUUGAACAAAAUGAAAUAUUUACAAUUCAAAUCUUGUACUUUGAUGCCAACAAAAACAUAUCUUAUACAUUUAAUUUUAGCGACGGUACAGUUGUAAAUACAACUAAUUCUUCAAUAAAAUACUCAUAUCAAAAAUGGAAAAUGUGCUACUCUGUUGAAGUAACUGCCUGGAAUAAUCUAUCUAAAGCAUCUAAUUUUACUGACAUUUGUGUUUAUGAGCCAGUUAUUAAUAUUUCAAAUGGAAGUAUUAAUGCAAGCUCACCUGAAAAUUCAACUGAGAUAAUGAAUAUUAUAUUUACCUUUUCGAAUGGCUUCCCAUUUAACUGCACUGUCAAUUAUAACGAUAAUAGUGCGGAAAAGUUCUUUUCUUCUGACACUUUAACUUCUUCUUUUUUUUCUUCUUCUACAUCAGAAAAAAUUGUUGAUAUAUCACAUCAAUAUGAAAAACCUGGUAUUUACAAUUUAACAGUACUUUGUGUCAGUCGGCUUUAUACCAACAUCUAUUUUGCUGAAGUAAUUUCUGAAAACUAUGUAACUAGACCUUCACUCAACAUUAGAGCUCUAUGUUUAAAUGGAUUUAAACUUAUUGAGAAACCUCCUAUAUUUGAUAUUGCAUCAAACAUGAUACUUCCUUUUGGAUGCAACAUUUCGAUAUGUACAAUGGAUCAAUAUGGAACAAAUGUCACAGUGAAUAUUAGCAUUUCAGUUGAUGGGGUCUAUGCUGAAAGUCAAUUGAAUCAGGCUAACUGUGUAGUGUUUCCUGUCCAUUCUGAUAAAGAGAAAUCUUUAUUAAUUUUUGAUGUAUUUUCAAAAAAUUCUGUCAGUCAGAAUUAUAUUCAAUAUAAUGCAAGUAUUUUGCAAAAAGUGUUGGGUUUUAAUGUAACUCUAACAAACACACCAAGCAUUAGUGUUCCAGCAAAAAUUGAAAUUGUUUACUUGAAUACACCUGGAGAUGCUUGUGUCUCUGUUAAUUUUGGAGACAAUUCACCUACAAUUUCUAGUCAGCCAAAUUUAUUAGUAUUUGGAGAUUAUUUUUGUCAAAAUUUAGAUGAAUAUUUGGGUUUUGUUUACAAACCAGGUAAACCAAUUGGUGGAGAAUCUCUUAUUUUGAGUCGUCAAUUUAAUAUAGGAGGCUUAUAUCAAGUAAUAGUUACAAUUAAAAAUGUUUUAUCUAAUUAUACUGUAGUGUUACCUGUAAAGGUAGUAGAUUUUCCUUGUUUUCCUGCUAAUAUCAGCUUUUUGAGCUCUGUUGGCUCUAAUUUUAAAGAAGCAGAAGAGGCUGCACAGUUUCCGAAGUGUGAAAAUAUCACAUUUAAGUUCAAAGCAUUGCCCAAUUGUAAAAGACCUAAUGUAACUAUGAAAAAAUUGGUAACAAUAUCAAAAGUUGACAAUAUUUCAAUGUCUGUUUCAAAACCGUUGUUGGAAACAGAUGAAUCACUUUAUACAAUAUAUGGCAAUCUUGGCUAUGGAUGGUAUCAAAUUGAUUAUGAAGUUAAAAUGGUAGACACAAAUGAUGGACAUACUAUUCCAGAUACUCUAACUUCUAUUCACGGUUUUUUCUCAAUCAUACCAUGCUCAUUGCGAAUCAAAAUUAAAGAAGGAAAUGGAUUCACAGCAAAAAGAGGAGGUCUUGUAUAUAUAAAUGCUCUCAACAGUUCUGACCCAGAUAAUUCCAAAGCUAUUUUAAAUCCAAAAUGGUUUUGCUCACCAUGUAAUAGUGUAAAUGAAAGUAUUAUUUUUAACACAGUUAAAAAUUUAAUGUAUCCUAUACCAAAAGUUGCUUUUGACGAUCCAAACUUUGUUGGGUGUUUUGGAAAAGAACCUUUUGUUGGAAAACUUUCAGACAAAGGUCAUAAUAGUCUGGUUUUGCAACUGGAUACAAGUUUUAUGAAAGCAGGGUGUUAUGAUAUAUGGUUAUUAUUGUCAGUUAAUGGUGAUACUAAACAACGAACAAAGACAGAUCAUGUUCAAUUGACUUUAACGGAUACUGAACCACUUGUACCCCAAAUUAGAUGCAAAAUGAAUUGUCUUGAAAAAAUAAAUCCUAAUUCAAAGCUUACUUUUGAAUCAGUGCUAAUAAAUAAGGAAAGCUGUAAUCUGGAAAAGCAGUCCACGACUAAAUUUAAUUGGGCAAUUCUACAAAAGUCUGACAUCCAACAAAAUUUGUACGAAGAUGUUACUCUGAAUUUUUUUGAUCAAUCGUUUACAGGGUUUCAACAGCAAAAUUUGGUUUUGAUGGCUAAUGCUCUUUCUUAUGAUUACUCCUACAAAUUUAAGUUAACUGCUGUAUGCGAAGGGCUUACAGUUGGUUCUACAGAAAUCAAUAAAGAUUUAAAUACUCCACCAGAUGUAUCUAAUGCAAGCUGUAGCCUCAACCCACAAAAUGGUUCUGCAAUGGAUACAGAUUUUGAAAUAAAAUGUUUUGGAGUCAGAGACAAUGAUUUACCCUUAACAUACAGUUACUUAUAUCGCUGUGGUGAUAGUGAUGCAGUAUGGGAGGAUUUGACACUUCCAAGUUCAGUAUAUCCUCCAAUAGUAGGAAAGUUAAAAUUACCAUGUAACGUAUCUUCCGUUAGUAAAGAUUGUCAAGUUAAAGUCAUUGUAAAAGACAGUUAUGGAAUGUCCUCACAGCCUAUAUUUGGACCAUCUAUGAUUGUUAAUGUCAAAUGUCCAGCUAGUAUACAUCCUCCUUCGAAUGUACUUCGUAAGAAAAGAGGGAUCAGUGGCGAUGUCCCUUUGUGUGAAAAAAUUAAUGAUACUAAUAUCAAGUAUGACCAAGGAUUAUUGACUAAUUACAUGGCUGUGUUAAACAAAAUGAUUCCUUUCCUAAAUCCAACUGAUAAAGAUUUUUGUCAAAAAAAUGUGCAAGAAAGUUUACGCCAUGUAGAAGUUGAUUCUCCAGAUAGUGCUUUUAUUCUGCUAUCAAAUAUUGUUUUACCACCAUCACCACCACCAUCAUCAUCAACAUCAAAAAAUAGUAGUUCUACUCUAUCAGCUGCUGAACAAAAUAAAAUUGAAAAAGCUAAAGCAGAUGCAGCAGUUCAACUGUUAGGAACAAUGAAAAGUACAUUAGAUGUUCUUGAUAAAUUUACACCAGAGCAGCUGUCAGCUUUUGCUAACAUGGUGUUUUUUAUGACAGCUAUGCUAACUGGCGAUUUAAAAUCUGGAUCGGCUGCUGAAGCUGUAAAAGCUGCAAUGGAGAUUGAGACAAGAAUUUCUUUCCUUGCAGUUUCACAAAUGAGUGUAGGAGAAGCUCCUCAUGUACUUGCUACAUCACUUGGUGAAAUAAGCAUGAGGAGUAUUGAUUCCACACAGCCAGCUUCUUUUGGUGGUUUUUCAUACAGUAGCUUAGGAGACGCAACUUCUGGAGGUGGUUUUGGAGCUGUGAGUUCAGUUGGCCCUAAUCGUUAUUCUUAUGACAAAUCUGCUGAAAACAUCAAAGGAUCUGUUUUAGGGCUGUCUCUUGCAGAUAAAAAUGGGCAGGCAAAGAAAAUUGCUAAUCUCACAAAACCAAUAUAUAUUGUUUUAAAUAAUACAGAAAUACCUCCUCCUAUUACGAAUUUCACAGCAUAUUGUCAGUUAAUGCGAGAUAUACACAGAAUUGAUGCUACUGUAAACUCCUCUGUAAUUGUAGCUUAUGUUCGACCAGUGCUGAAAAAUUUUACUGGAAAUUUUUUUAUAUUUUUAAACAAAGGUACUGCACCUUCAUUAAUAGAUCACCAACUCAAUUGUACUCUUCCCAAUCAAGUUCCUGAUAACUGGGAUAGUAUGACAGCAACAGAGCAAUGGUAUUGGAAUGUAGAAAAAAAGUGGACAUGUUUUUGGGAUCAAUCUGUUCUAAAUGGAACAGCUAUAGGAAUUUGGUGUGCUGGUAUUGUAUUCUAUUACAACAACUCACUGACUACUAAACUAUUGCCAUUUUCCGCACUUCCAUCUGAUGAUAGCUGUGAUACUCCUGUAAAGUAUUACUAUCAAGCUUACACAAGAAGUUGUUUAUUUUGGAAUGAUGCCAAAAAUACAUGGGACGGUGAAGGAUGCACAGUUGUUGAGUAUGAGACAAACAUCAACCAAACAAAGUGUGCAUGCAACCAUUUAACUAACUUUGGUGGUGGCGGACCUUUUGCUUCUCCAGAGCCUAUUAAUCUCAGUGCCACACUUGCCAAUAUAAAUAUUGCUGAUAACCCUGUUGUAUUUUCAGUUAUGAUAUCAAUCUUUUGUUUGUAUAUAAUUUUGUUAGUUUGGGCAAGAAGAAAAGAUAACCAGGAUUGCUUAAAGUCUCAGAUAAAUUUGUUGCCAUGCAACCAUCCAAACGAUACAUAUUUCUAUGAAAUAAGGGUUCAAACAGGUUUUAAAAAAGGCUCUUCUACAACUGCUGAUGUUUUUUUGACAAUUUUUGGCGAAGAAGGAGAAACUCCGCCAAGACGGUUAUGCAGUAAUUUGAAAAAAUGUUUUCAGAAUGGAGAAACUGAUAUUUUUUUUAUGUCUGUGCCAAAAAGUUUAGGAGAACUUAGAGAAAUCGAAAUUAGACACAACAAUGGUGGUCAUUCACCAGGUUGGCAUUGCGUUCAAGUUUCAAUAAAAAAUCUGCAAGAUCAGCAAGUUGUAGAAUUUAUUUGCAAUCGAUGGCUUGAUUUGAUAGAAGAUGAUGGUCUUAUCUGCAGAAAACUUCGACCUGCAGAAAAAGAAGAGAGAGAGAAUUUUAGUUAUUUAUUUUCAAUCAAUUUAAUUAAAAAUUUAUAUGAUGGGCAUCUUUGGUUUUCUAUAUUUACAAAACCAGUACUUAGUACAUUUAGUCGAUGUCAGCGAUUGGCUACUUGCACAACACUGUUGUUCACUACUAUGAUGACAAAUUGUAUGUUUUACAGAGGAGAUGAUAGUAAUAAGCCUUCAGACUCCAUCACAAUUGGGUUUGUCACUAUCUCUGUCGAUCAAUUGAGAGUGGCUUUCUCGAGUAUUGCAAUAGCAACUCCAUUUAACCUUAUCAUAAUUACCUUGUUUAAAUAUGCUGGUCCUCCAAAAACUCUGAGACACCAAAAAUAUGAAGUCUCUCAAAACUCAAAAAAUGGUUUGUCUACGCAAUCUUCAUUGUAUGUAAAAAUUAUAAAAUUUUUUCAAUCAAUUGUAUUCUUUGGAAAAGCAGAAGAUGAAGAAGAAAAAUCAGUCAAAAAAUCUAUGCCACAUUGGUUAAUUUACAUAGGCUAUUUCCUUGCAUUUUUAACAUGUGUAGUUUGCGCUUUUUUUAUUUUUACUUACAGUAUGGCUUUUGGUAAAGUUAAAGCAAAUAAAUGGAUGGUUACUAUGACGUUUACCUUUUUACAGUCUAUUUUUAUUGUUGAAGUUAUAAAGGUGAUUCUUCUUUCUAUUUUUUUUUCAUUUGUACUAAAAAAGACACCAAAAACACAGCCAUAUGAAACUAAUCCACUCAAACAGAACCAGCAAGAAAUUGCUGCAGAUUACUCGGAAGAGUUUGUCAAAAAGUUAGAAAAAGAAUAUAAAAUACCUGAUACAAGAAAGCUAGAAGAAGCAAAAAAAAGUAGACUGAAGGAUAAAGAAAUCAAGAUAAUUGUAAAAGAAAUUUUAAUCCAUGUUUUACUGCUAUCUCUAUACUUCACAGUUGCAUAUUCAGUGUUAGAUCCAUCAGCUGCUAAUUUGUAUAGUUCUGUCAAUCAGCUUUGCACAGAGAAUGGUCUCCUUAAUUCUCCUGAUAUACCAACUGCUGAAGGGAUUGCAUCUAUAACAGAUUGGUGGGAUUGGAUAAUCCAUUCAGUUGUUGGAUAUUUAUUUCCAGAUGGUUGGUAUAACAAAAUGAAAUAUCAGGAAGGGUUUGCAGCUGAUAAUGCAGCUUCUAAAGUACUUUCAAUGGCACGAAUUAGACAAAUUAGAGUAAAACCAAUGUCAUGUGAAAAACAUCCAGUUUUUAAGUAUUUGAUUGAUCAAUGCAAUGCAGCUUACAGUUAUAAUGUAGAAGAAACAGAUAAUUAUAGAGCAGGUUGGUUACCUCCUUUAAAUAAAACUGAAAUAUUUAGAAGAAGGAAAGGAAAAAGAAAAGCAAUAUGGAAAGGUUUUGAAGAUCCAUGGUUAUAUCAAAGUUCAAGCAUUUUAAAUAAUCCAUUUCCAUUUACUGGAAAAUUUGCUGUCUACUAUGGGUCGUCAUACUCUGUCAAUAUUGGGCCCAAAAAAAUUUUUGCAAAUCGCAUUUUAAAUACAAUGAAAAAAAACUUUUGGGUAGACAGGUACACCAGAGCAAUUUUUACUGAAAUGAAUUUAUACAAUGCCAACACAAACAUGAUGCUGAUUGUAACUUAUUUGCAUGAGAUUUUACCCACAGGGGGUUGGAAUUUUUACUCAAAUAUUCAAUCUCUGCGUUUGUAUCGAUAUAAUGGGGGACUGGGACAAAUCACUAUUUUGUUUGACCUCGUUUUUUGCGUUAUUGCUUUCGUGCAACUAUAUAAAAUUUUUAAAGCUGUUCGACAAAAAAGUUUUGCAACUUAUAUUUUUAAUGUUUGGAAUUCUUUUCAUGUCAUUGUAACUAUUUCUUCAAUUAUUGCAAUUAUUGUACAAGUUGGGCGCAUGUUUGCUGUCAAAUCGGCAGUCGCACUUUAUCUUCAAGAUCCAGAAAUUUUUGUUAGCUUCCAGUAUGUUGGUAUUUUGGAAUAUAUUUUUCAAGGUGCAAUUGGAAUCGUUUUAUUUUUUGUAACAUUGGAACUCAUAAGAAUUCUUCGCUUUAACCACAAAAUUAAUAGAUUAACUAAAAUUUUUGGUAUCAUAGGGAAUCCUCUUGCAUCAUUUGCUCUUCUUUUUUUGACAGUUUUCAUUGCUUAUGUAUCGCUAGCCUACUUUUUAUAUGUCGCAAAAUUAGAAGAAUAUGCGACUUUUGUAUCAAGUUUUGUAAAUUUGACGCAAAUGUUUCUCGGAAAGUUCAGUGUUCAACAAUAUUUUGACAAUGCACCUGUAUUCGGACCUUUACUAUUCGCAACCUAUAUGAUAUUUAUCACAAUGAUUAUGAUUAAUUUGUUUGUUGGUGUGAUAUGCGGCGGUUUUGUGGAGAUGCACAAACCAGAGGAAAAAGAACCGGCAAACGUUUUAGAUUUUAUAUCAACUCGUGUAAAAAGUAUUGCAUCAGGAUCAGAAGUUGUUCAUAAUCCAAUUUAUUUGGAAUGGGCAGAUGAUUGGGAUAACUUGAUUUCGGGUUUUUCAGAGUUAUGCGACAAUUGUAUAUACAUGAUGCGAAAUAUUGAGAAUGAAAAUUUACGCCAUAUUAAAUUUUUUGAAAGUGCUGAUAAAAAAAAGAAGAAUCUGUUAAAAACUGUGCUUAGUUCUGACCUAUUGAUUUAUGAAAACGACUUAUGCGAUGGUAUAACUAUGUUAGAGCGUAAGUUAAAAGAAAUUUCUACGGAUGGUGCACAUCUUUCAAUAUCUGAAACGCAAUUUUAGGCUAAUUAAAUAUUAUGUUGAGAGCAAGCGACAAUAGUUUGCAAUAAUGUAUAAUACAAUAAGAAUCUAAAUGUAAUAUAAUAAUUUAAUAAUAUAAUAAAAUUUUUUACACUUUA
Messenger RNA from Hydra vulgaris (swiftwater hydra), 10150 nucleotides. The record is from RefSeq and is a predicted model, not a curated record. NCBI's taxonomy places the organism in Eukaryota, Metazoa, Cnidaria, Hydrozoa, Anthoathecata, Hydridae.